AUGAUAGUUCUUAGUAAUUGUCUAAGUCUAGUUGGAUGUAGUAAACAUAUUGCAACUUUAGUUUCUCAAAUAGAGACAAGAAAGAGAGUUUCUCAAUCAACAAAAGUCAAUAACAACACAGUCGAUGAAUAUGCCAAGUUUCAAGAUAUCAUGAAGAGAAUCGAAAGUGGUGAUACUUUAUUAAACAAUAAUAAUAAUAACGACAUGGAGGUGGUUGAACAAUAUCAAUAUGAUUUCAGCGAACCAAAUAUGACAAAUUUCAAUAGUGAUGGCAAAUGGCCAUAUAUAGCCGAUAGUAUUCUUAAGAAAAGAUUUGAACUUGAUGUUUUUAAUAGAGCAAUAAGAUACACUUUCGAAGCGAAUAGAAUCAAGACGAUCGAGUUUGAUAGAGCAAGUUUGAAAGGUGUGGUGUUUGGUCAUGUCGAGAUAGAGUUGAUGCAACACCGACCAGAGUAUAAAGUGGAAAUUGAGUUUAGUGACCACCAUACCUAUAAAUAA
Heterostelium album PN500 is the source of this 498-nucleotide messenger RNA. RefSeq lists its product as uncharacterized. The transcript has 5 exons. Lineage: Eukaryota; Evosea; Eumycetozoa; Acytosteliales; Acytosteliaceae. The coding region runs from base 1 to 498 and encodes 165 amino acids. The record is from RefSeq and is a predicted model, not a curated record.